Molecule: messenger RNA, 4043 nt
Organism: Biomphalaria glabrata
Lineage: Eukaryota; Metazoa; Mollusca; Gastropoda; Planorbidae
Product: carbohydrate sulfotransferase 11-like
Exons: 5
Coding region: 437-1699 (420 amino acids)
Biological process (GO): carbohydrate biosynthetic process
Cellular component (GO): membrane
Molecular function (GO): sulfotransferase activity
Source: RefSeq, a predicted model, not a curated record
UGUGCUUGCCUUCUAUUUAUUCAGGGUGACACUUAGAUUUCAACAUAGGAUCAAUUCUGUUGGCUUUCAUUCUCCUGUGCAGAAGACUUGUGCAAACAUUCGGGGAUAUGUGCUUACAUUCUGACUAGAUGCUUCAACUUUAGUCUUUUUUUUUUUAAACUAUAUACUGUGUUUCAUCUUCUCUAUAUCUGUGGUGAAAUCUGAACUUUUGAAGUCAAUAAGCUUUUAGAGUUCAUCAAAAGGAUCACUUGUUCAGAAGAACCAAAAAGUGAUUGAAAUUCGUGUUCGUGUAUUGAAACAGUGAAGCAAGGUUUGGAUGUCCUGUACAUCUAGCUAGUGAUUCCAAGAUUUAAGAUUUGUUGUGAUCUUUUGAUACUAUUGAUCAAAAUUCUACUCUCGUGUUAUUUCUGGAUGUGGAUUACGCAAUAAGAUUAUAAUGGAAAUGACAAAAAAAUGUAGCCCCUCCCAGCGGUUAUUACUGCGACUACUAAGGAGUAUGUUACGAUCCAUGGUCACUGUGGCAAAGGUCACUCUAGUCUGUCUUAACCUCUGGGUCUUGGCUGUGGUGCUGGUAGUCUCUUUAGGUCACUGGCGUGUAUUUGACUCCAACUCUCCAGAUGUCAGGUACGACAACUCUCACCUGAUCGUAUCUCGGGGCCUAAAGGACACAGACAGGAGAUUACCUUUGACCAACAGUAACUUAUCAUCAGUAAUAAUGCCGAUUGCUCCAGGACCUGCUGAAAAAGCCUCUGGUGUUCAGUCGGCAGCUCUGAAAGAUCAACACGCACCAUCAGCUCCGGAACACCUUGAAAAAGAGGCCCGAGCUUUAGAUCCGGCAGAUACCCGGGUGACUAACCUCCGUCAGUGGUGCAAGCAGCAGCACCCGCAUAAGACGCCCUUUGACCAGGUUUCCAAAUCCAAGCUGACAUCGAUACUGGUGGACGAGAGGCACAAGCUUCUCUUUUGCCAGCUUCCGGGUGUAGCGCUAAACGACUGGAGGAAAAUCUUGCUCAUUCUCAGCGGCGUGGUCAACACGACCUCCACGGGUUCCAUCUCUGGUGGCGACGUGUACGGGAAAUACGCCACCAAAGCCAAAAGACUCUCUGAGUAUGACGACAAAAAGCGAGCAGAGAUGCUGACCUCCUACUAUAAAGUAGUCUUCGUGAGGGAACCCUUGGAGCGGCUCUACAACGCGUUUAGAGUCAAGCUCAACGCCAAGUCUUCCAAAUACUUUCACAAGGCCUUCGGGUCUCAGAUCAUCAGAAAAUACCGCAAAAACCCCAAAGAGAAAGACAUCAAGGACGGCAGCAGCGUCACCUUUGCGGAGUUCACCAAGUACAUCCUGGACAAUGAGAGGGAGGGCGUGGUCAGCCUCAACGAGCACUGGCAGCAGUACUACAAGCAGUGCCACCCAUGCCUUGUGGACUACGACUUUGUAGGAACGUAUGAGGACGUGGAGAAGGACACUGACCAUGUUCUAGAAAAAGUCAAGGCUAAGAAUUUGCUUAAGCCUCCGUAUGUCUGGGACAGCAAGCCUCUCUCCCAAAAAGACAUCACCAAUGCUUACAGCCAGCUCAACCCGCAAGAUUUAAACAAUCUGUACAAAGUUUAUUCUGCAGACUAUACUCUCUUCGGAUACGAGUGUCCCGAGUUCUUACACACUUUGCUUAAAAAGGGAAAUGUAUUUCAUGACUACUGAAUCCAGAUUCAGCCACUGUAGGAUUUUAUUUAAAUUAUUCACUUCAAACAUUUCACUCACAGUGUUGGGAUUAUUCGCAUGAAGAUUCAGAUUCUUUCAGUUCUUUGAAAGACAUAAUUUAUUUUCUGGGAAUCUUUUUGUUAUUAUACACAGUUAAGUAUAAAUUGUGCUGUUUUGGUUGUCUUAUUGUUUGUUGAUGAAGUGUAUCUUGACAUUGAAAAUGAAUAUUCAAGCUAAAUGUACCGAAACUAAAACAUAUUCAUACGUUUAAUAAAUAGAUAAAUUUAAUGUUCGUUUAGCUUACACUCUAACCUUUCCAAUACAAUUUGUUAUUAUUAUUAUUAUUAAUGUGAUCUUUAAAAACAAAUCUGUUACAAAAUGUUUGAAAUAACGUUUUCAAAGAAGCUUUUACGAACCAGAGAAAACAAAGUACCCAUCUAAUAUUAUAAUUAUUGUCCAGUAAUAAUUGGGUGUGCUGUUCUCCAUGAUCUCAGCUCUUGAAAGGAUCUCAUUUCACCUUGUUCUUCCAAGUUGAUUUUACACUCACAUUUAAAGUAUUCCAGUAAGUGCAGGAUUUAACUCGAAAGUAGAUAUUGUAGAAUUGGCAACAUUUUUUUACUCAAUUUGUUUAUUGUAGCUUUUACUGCAGUUCACCUUCAUAGCAUUACAUAGAACGUUGACUUCUACUCACUGAAAACAACGUUUUAGCAAUAACUCGAGACUGGAAUGUCACGUGGUUUACGCGUCGAGUUUGCCACCGAAAUGUAAACAGGAAGUUAUUCUAUUAGCUUUCAGUUUCAACUCAGUAAGAAAUCAAUGAUAAGGGAAUAUUUAACUUUCGGUUUUAAAAAAAAGAGUAAAAUUUAGUAAAACAAAUCAGUCUGUUUCAAGCUUCAUUUAAAGUCUAUACCUAUUAGUAUGAAUGUAUUAUUAAAUUUGAGUUAUAAAUUGCAUUAUUGCUUGAUAUGAAGUGUGUGUUCAAUCUUUUCUUGUUGAAGGAUUCAAUUAUUUUAUUUCAUAAAGAUGAGUUCGUUAAGUCGUCACUCAAAACUAGGAUUUCCGGUUCACCAACGAAGUAACAAUGGUUACAAAAUAAAUGUUACGAAUAACACAUUCUGAUCGAUUAGUUAGGGUCUGAGAAUACUAUGAAACUGAUACAUGCUGAUACAUGCUGAUACAUGCUGAUACAUGCACUUUUACUGAAACGUGUGUGUGUUCUCUGUUCGAUGAACUUCACGUAUGAGCUCUUGUUUUCUCACUAACAUGCUUUCUACAAUGAGCUUAACGAAAUCAAAUAUUUUAAUACGACAUUUUAUUUAACUCUUUCUCUCCUAAUUGACGACACCAUCGUGGGUUUGACACAUUAAACUUAACUGAUUUUUGGUUUUAUAAACUUCAAUUUGUUUGUUACCUACAACGAGCAUGUAUUCCCUCUUUCUGCAUCAAACAUUUUCUGAUAACAAACUAAACAAAAGGUUAAUGAAGAUCGAUCAUAUCAGGGUAAUGAUCUACAAAAUGACAAAAAAUAAUAAUUACUUCGUAACGUAAAAGAUAUUUACUGAGUGAAAGAGUUAAAUUAUCUUAUUUGACCUUCGAUUCAACGAAAACUAGAAACAGCGGUCUAUUUUAAUAGAUUUUUUUUUUCUAUUUUUUAAUAUAAUCAUUUCUCUUUCUUCUUCUUCAGCGUACAAAAAAAAACAACAACUCUUGUUCAUAAUAGUGAGUGUGAGUUCAGAGAGCUAAUGAACUUCCGUUCCUUACACCAGUGUUUCCCAAUACCUAAUGUUCUGUGUAAUAAUAAACUAGUAGGCCACCACAUGAAUUAAUCUAUAAAAAAAAAAAUAAGCAAAUUGUUCCGCUGAAUAUUAAGAAUGUGCAAACUUGCAUGAUUGAAACAAUGCUCAAGGUUUAAAUAUUCCACCAAUAUUCAGUGAGCUGAAUACUAAGUUUAGAAGCUUCUCAUUCGUUGUAAAGCUACAUAUUGGAGACAUUUUGUGUUAUUUCUUAACAUAUUUCAAAAUUUGUCUUUCGAUAUUUGUUGUGUCCUUAGUUAAUGAGUGUCAUAGCUGUCACAUGUCACAUACUUUUGCACUGAGGGCUAUCCAAUAAUGAAGUAUUAUGGGAUAACUUGCUAUUUAUGUACAUUUUUUUUUUUCUAAUUAUAAAUGUUAUUCACUUUCCUAGUGCCUUGUAACUGUAAGACGCGCUCAUACAAACAAAAAAUAAUUUGAUUUAUUCCUAACAAAUGUUAAAAACCUGCCUUGGGCCUUCAUUACAUCCCUCGCAUUGUACGCAACCUUCUUUUCUUCCUUGUGUGUCCUCGGACUCAAUGUGGGAUUUUUUU